AUGUUCGUAGCCAUUCUAGGAGCGGCCUUGGGCCUCGCCACCCGCCUUCUUGCACAAGAAGCUGCGUGCUACGCGCCGAACGGUGACUUGGCCGACAACCAAACAUAUGUCCCAUGCAACAAGCUCGGCAUCAACCAGGCUGGCGUCUUCUCAAGCUGCUGCGCUUUGGACGGCCCGCCCGAACAGCGAGACAUUUGCUCAACCUCCGGCCUAUGUAUCAAUCGCCAAGGUCAGCCGCAACGGGGUUACUGCACGGAUAGGACGUGGAAAAGCAAGGCUUGCAACCAUGUCUGUACAAGUGUCGAGACUGGCGGCAGUCCUGACGGAGUCAGCUUCAUGACCGCCUGCAAUGAUGGAACAGCAAAGUACUGCUGCGGCAGAUCGAACACCACCUGUUGUGGAACGAAGGAAGCAUUUUCGAUAUCACCGCAGGAGUCAGUGUGCACUGCGAAUUCGACGAACUCCGACGACGCCACACCCGAGGAAUCGUCCGCGUUUAAGGGCGCGACCAUCGGCCUCGCCAUCGCCACCGGUAUCGCCGUCCUGGCGGGCCUUCUCUCGACGAUAUGGCUAUUGAGGCAGAACAAGAAACUCAAGAAAGAAUUGGCCGAGAAGACAGAGGUGACAAGCCAGCGGAUAGAACCGCAAGUCACCGGGGCCACGAGCUCGUACGCCGGGACCUCACCGCCGCAGACCUACAAGUCGCAUUACGGCCCGUCCCCGCAACCAACCAUGUCGCCCAACUCGGAGUACCAUCAAUCAAACGUCCACAGAUACUCGGAGUUAGAUGCUUCGGUCGCCAUCGCCAGAAGCGAGAUGGGAUCGCCGUCUCCGUAUGACCAGCAGCAACAGCAGGGCCGAGACUCACCGCCCCCCGGGCAUGAUAGUAGACACGCAAGCUAUAGUAGUCCGCUACACUCACCUGGUCUGCCGCAUUCAUGA
Messenger RNA from Colletotrichum graminicola M1.001, 942 nucleotides. RefSeq lists its product as uncharacterized. The transcript has 2 exons. The record is from RefSeq and is a predicted model, not a curated record. The coding region runs from base 1 to 942 and encodes 313 amino acids. Lineage: Eukaryota; Fungi; Ascomycota; Sordariomycetes; Glomerellales; Glomerellaceae.